CCCAAGCCACCGAAUCACCCCGGGUAUAUAUAUCCAAGGUCAGUAAUCAAGACCUCUGAAUUCGGCGUUUCCUAUAUUAUUUAGUAUAAACAUAAAGAAUGGGCUGGAUAUUGUGUCGUAUCCUCAAUAUUCUAAUAAAAUGAUACGUAGCACGCUCUACUUUGGCCCACGAAGCAGGGUGUUAAGACAAACCCGUCGGACCACAGCUAGUCGGAGCUUUGCAAGCUCUCUAGUACGACACAACUACGAUUCAACCAUUCAAAAUCUGAAGAUAGGCAGCCAUACACGGGUAAUAUUUCAAGGAUUUACGGGAAAGCAGGCGACUGCUAAUGCCAAGGAGUCUCUACAAUGGGGGACCAAUAUCGUCGGAGGCGUCCGGCCGGGGUUCGAGGGAGAGCACCUUGGUUUGCCAGUUCUUCCCACAGUUCGGAAAGCAAUGGAAGUUCUUAAACCCGAUGCCACUGGCAUUUACGUCGCUGCAAAUCAAGCGACGUCUGCCAUCGAAGAGGCUAUAGAGGCCGAAGUGCCUUUGGUUGUGGCUGUUGCAGAGCACAUCCCUCUACAUGAUAUGAUACGGAUACAUGAUAUGUUAAAGACACAGACAAAAUCAAGGCUUGUUGGCGCCAAUUCGCCAGGCAUCAUAUCAGCCACGGGGAAAUGUAGAAUAGGGUUUCAGCCUUUGCCAUGCUUCAUGCCAGGUAAGGUCGGAAUUGUAGCACGGUCGGGGACUCUAAGUUACGAAACUGCCGGUUCUACACUCCGGUCGGGGCUAGGCCAAAGUAUCUGCAUUGGAGUUGGAGGAGAUAUCUUACCCGGAACAAGUCUCAGAGACGGUCUUCGAGUCUUACUAGAAGAUGAAGAUACAGAGGCGAUUGCACUUGUAGGCGAAAUUGGAGGCGAGGCGGAAAUUGAAGCUGCGGGUUUUAUCAGGGAGUAUCGCGCAAGAACCGAGAAGCCCAAGCCGAUUGCCGCCAUAAUCGGAGGUAUCGAGGCUGUGCCAGGUAGAAUAAUGGGCCACGCUGGUGCAUUUGCGCUUCCUGGAGAGCCAUCUGCGCAAGACAAGAUCAAGGCCCUUCAAGCAGCUAACUGCACGAUCGUGAAUCAUCCCUCCCGGUUUGGGCCCGUUCUGAAAUCCAUGUUAGAAGGAGUAGCGCCCUCAGCAUACGGUGUCAUCUCGCCCUCCGUAGGAGCUGUGUUUCAACGUCGCGGAAUUCACACUGCCGCUAGGAGACCUAAUAUGAGCUCUACCGGUGAUUUUACUCAACAAAGAAGAUCCAUAUACUUGACGCAGACUACCGCGUUCGAUCUAUUACGCCAGCGCGGAAUACCAGUUACUGAUAGUAACUCUGCACCGAAUGAAGGUCGCCUACUCGCCGUAACGCUAAAUCGUUCAACUAGAAGUCCUUGCAUCGUUGCCUCUCCAUCCACGAAUGGCGGUGCUGGAAAUCUGAAGAGAUUUGACUACGAUUACACAGCUGGGGCCAAAAACAUAGAUAUCAGUGCCAUUGCACAACAACUUGAACUUGACGCCAGCAAUGAAGGCAUUAACUCAUCGCUUCGCACCAUAGUCGCAGGCCUCGUGACUCUCUUCGUAGAGAAAGAAGCUUUCCUCCUCGAAACACGGCUCAUCGCUUCAAAAAGCUCGUCUUCUGAUAUCGCCAUCGCGACCGCGCACUUCGGCUUCGACGACGCGGCACAUCGCAGCGGAAACCGACAAGCAGAUAUCCAGGCGCUACGAGAUACAAGUGUCGAGGACCCCGCGGAAGUCGAGGUAGAGAAGCAUGGGAUCGUGUACGUCAAGCUGCCAAACGGUGGCGGGGAAGGAGAGAUCGCGAAUAUUGGGACGCUUGUUAAUGGGGCCGGACUCGCGAUGAACACAGUUGAUGCCCUUGCGCACGCGGGUGGUCGCGCGGCGAAUUUCUUGGACACUGGGGGAAAGGCGACGAGUGAGACUGUUAAGAAGAGUUUCGAGGUCAUCUUGAAGGAUCCGCGAGUUAAGUGCAUACUUGUAAACAUCUUUGGCGGUCUGACACUUGGAGAUAUGAUUGCGCGAGGCGUCAUCAUGGCUUUCCGUGACUUGAACAUGAGCGUGCCUGUCGUCGUUCGGAUUCGUGGUUCGAAUGAGAAGGAAGGCCAGCAGAUUAUCGCGGAAAGCGGUCUGCCCCUUUUCGCUUUCGAUGACUUUGAUGAGGCUGCAAAAAAAGCUAUAGAGCUUGCGAAUGCUGCUCGUUAACGACAGCAUUAGUAUAUUUAAUCAGCCACGUUAGCUUCGUUAGGUUUAUCAUAUUAAAGACAAUGUUGUUGACAGGUGAUACAUCAGACUCCAUGCAAAGUAGGUAUGGCUCAG
Molecule: messenger RNA, 2347 nt
Organism: Xylaria bambusicola
Lineage: Eukaryota; Fungi; Ascomycota; Sordariomycetes; Xylariales; Xylariaceae
Product: succinyl-CoA synthetase-like protein
Exons: 8
Coding region: 140-2233 (697 amino acids)
Biological process (GO): tricarboxylic acid cycle
Cellular component (GO): succinate-CoA ligase complex (ADP-forming); mitochondrion
Molecular function (GO): succinate-CoA ligase (GDP-forming) activity; succinate-CoA ligase (ADP-forming) activity
Source: RefSeq, a predicted model, not a curated record